CGCACGCUGAGGGGUCAGUGGUGGUGUUCAGGUUGCAGCACCGUGCACUGGAUGUAUGAGGGACGCGGUUCCGGUGCGCACCGUCGGGACUGAGACGGACUGAGACCGGCGACGUGCGCGGAAUUUCAAUCAGACGCUCCGACUCGUCCUGUCCGACUCUGCUGCUGCAGAGAGGAAACAUCACCGGACUAAAACUGCAGGACGCACCGGAUUAGCCUCUCGUGCUCUGAUUCUAUAGGAGAACAUAAAGCCAGCGCGUGAGCAGCAGAAGAGCUGAUGCUCCGGACCCCCCGCUAGCCCUUCUCUGGACCAGUGUUCGUUCACCAGACCCGCAUGGCUUCUCUGUACCAGAGAGUCUCCGGCAAGAUCAACACCAGCAACUCGUUCCCGCGCGUGCUCGAGGCCAGCCGCCUGCUAGGAGCGCGCGACAAGGUGCCGGGCACGAGCCCCGAGCCGCGCCAGCACGAGCACCGGCGCGGGACCGCGCGCGACGAUGAGGAUGAGCUGGUGGGAAGCGCCCCCCCUCAGAGGAACUGGAAAGGAAUCGCCAUCGCCCUGCUGGUCAUCCUCUUCAUCUGCUCCCUGAUCAUCACCUCCGUUAUCCUCCUCACUCCAGGUGAAGAUGACAGUCUGGCCUCCAAGAAGAAAGUCACCAUCGAGGAUCUGUUCAGCGCCGAGCUGCAGGUUCACGACCCCCGGGCCAAGUGGCUCAGCGACACUGAGCUGAUGUACCGGGACCGCGACGGCGAUGUGGUCCAACUCGACGUGGAGAGCAACACCACCGAGGUUCUGGUGGAGAACAAGAUGUUUGAAACCUAUAAAGCCACCAAAUACCAGGUGUCUCCUGAUCUGACCCACGUGCUGCUGGUCUACAACGUCGUACAGAUGUAUCAGUAUUCCUACACGGCCUCGUACAUCAUCUGCAGCCUGAAAACUCCGGAGACCAGGGUUCUUACUGCACCCGAAGUGGAGAUCACCACACUGCAGUACGCUGGGUGGGGACCCAAAGGCCAGCAGCUGAUCUUCAUCUUUGAGAACAACAUCUACUACCAGGCCACGGUGACCGACAAACCCAUUCGCCUGGUCACCACCGGGAAGGAGGGCGUGGUGUUUAACGGACUCGGCGACUGGCUCUACGAAGAGGAGAUCUUCCAGUCUUACACGGCUCACUGGUGGUCACCGGACGGCCUCAGGCUCGCCUACGCCACCAUCGACGACACUCUGGUGCCCAAGAUGGAGAUGCCCAUGUUUACUGGCAACCUGUACCCGAGUGCCCAGGAGUACCGCUACCCUAAAGCCGGUGAGGAGAACCCUGAAAUUUACCUGUCAGUGGUGAGUCUGAACGGUCCUCUCCACACCGUCAGGAUGAAGAAACCAGAGGAUCCCAGAAUCGGGAAGGAGUAUUACAUCACCAUGGUGAAAUGGGCCACCAGCACCAAACUGGCCGUCAACUGGCUGAACCGGGCACAGAACAACUCCAUCCUCACCCUGUGUGAGGCCACCACAGGUAUCUGUACCAAGAAACAUGAGGACGAGAGUGAGAGCUGGCUGCACAGACAGAACGAAGCGCCGCUGUUCUCCAGAGACGGCCUCAGGUUCUUCUUCACGCGUGCGGUGCCACAGGGAGGUCGAGGAAAGUUCUUCCACAUCUCCAUGUCCACCUCACAGGCCAACAGUAGUUCAGACACGCUGCAGUCGCUGACCUCUGGAGACUGGGACGUUACCGAGAUUCUGGCCUACGAUGAGGACAAACAGCUGAUAUAUUUCCUGAGCACCGAGGACAACCCGAAACUACGACACCUCUACAGCGCGGACACCACGGGCUCGUUCAAUCGCCGCUGCCUGUCCUGCGAGUUCAGCUGCAGCUACGUGAGCGGCUCCUUCAGCUCGCACGCUAACUACUUCCUCCUCAACUGUAAAGGUGCAGGAGUGCCGUACACAGCCGUCUACAGCAUGGAGGACCGACUCUAUCAGAAGCUGCUGGACGUGGAGACGAACGACUUCCUGAACAUAACCAUCAGCAACGUGCAGAUGCCCAAAGUGGAGUAUGAAGAAAUCACCAUCGACGAUUACUCUCUGACCAUCCAGAUCCUGAAACCUGCAGGCUUCGUGGAGACGGCGCACUACCCCCUACUGCUGCUGGUGGAUGGCACCCCUGGUGGUCAGGUGGUGACGGAGCAGUUCCAGAUGGACUGGGCGACAGUCCUGGUGAGCUCCUACAGCGCCGUCGUGAUGCGCUUCGAUGGGCGUGGCAGCGGAUUUCAGGGCACCAACCUAUUACACCGGAUCUACCGGAAGCUGGGGGUGUUUGAGGAGCACGACCAGUGCGAGGCCCUCAGUCUCAUAGCUAAGAAGCCGUACGUCGACAAAACCAGGAUGGGAGUUUACGGACGGGUGUACGGCGGGUACCUGGCCAGCCUGCUGCUGAGCAACGAAGACACGCCGCUCAAGUACAACUUCAGAUUUAAAUGUGGAGCGGCCGUGUCUCCCAUCACCGACUUCAGCCUCUACGCCUCGGCGUUUUCGGAGCGAUAUUUAGGGUCACCGCAGACCAAUCGGAGGGUUUAUGAGAUGUCCAGUUUAGCUCAUCGUACAAGCCAACUAGGAGACAAGAAGUUCCUGCUCGUUCACCCCACAGCCGACGAGAAAGUUCACUUCCAGCACACGGCCAGAUUUAUCACUCAUCUAAUAAACGACAACGCUAACUACACGCUACAGAUCUACCCAGACGAGGGGCACCACCUGCGCUCCGAAAGCUCGCACAAGCACCUGGGUCAGAGUCUGGUCAACUUCUUCGAGGAGUGCUUCAGACCCCCGGAGAUGGUCUCGGAGGAGGACGAGGCGCAGGAGGACGAGGACGACGGCUAAAAACAAAAAAACAAACCCCGACCCGCUCGGCGCGCAAACUGCCCCUCAUUUCCCUUCAUUUCAUCUCGAUUUGGGACAGAGCAUCUGCAUGGACCGAGCCCACGUCACGUCCGACACGCCGAAACCAAGAGGCGAACGUCUCUCCUUCAUCCGACCCUCCGGGCGAGCUGCCCGGCUGGUAAAGCGGCCUCGUGUGGACUGAGCCACGCCCUUCCCUGGCGCUCGCUCAGCUCACACGAACGGUACAAACUUAUAUAUACAGUAUAUAGCACAAGAUGUACGAUAGGAAAAUCAAAUGUGAUCACAUGACGACGUUCAGCGUCGUGCGUCCGACUGUAACGCCUGAUACUGACCAAAGUUCUCACACCCCUCGUUUCACUGCUCCUCUCGGCGUAACCCUGACAUGUGACUUUUGCUUUAUUUAAUCUAAAAAUGAGCAGAACUGAAUUUAGCGAGGGGUGUCAGAACUUUAGCAUGUUUUCCAGACUAUAAAGCCGCUCUCAGACCUGCACGUUUACCCAGAAAUAAAUAAAUAAAUAAAUAAGCAUAAAUGAGACAUUCGGAGGCAAAAACAGGAUCAGGUGUUUGGAUGGGUGCAUUCUGGAGACGAUGUUCAUGUGUGUUGUGUGUAUGUUGAUCUGAUCUAUUAUUUGAUGGUUGUUUGAUUGUUGUUUUUUUCACCUGAAGUGUCUCAGUGCCUCAAAAAAAAAAAACCAUUAGCUUUUCAUUCAUAGGAAAUUCUCAGUAGGUCAGUUUGGGUGUAAAAUAUUAAUUAUAUUUAUUAUAACUUGUUCUAGCAAGACGAGAUCCUUAAAGUCAUGACCUCAACACCACUCCUUUGGGGUGAAUCGGAGCACUGAUGGUGAGCCAGGCUUUCCAACACGAGUGCCUGACACGUCGAGGUCUUGUGGAACAUAACAUUAUGACCACCUUCCUAAUAUUAUGUCGGUCCCCCUUUUGCUGACCUGACCCAUCGAGGCAUGUCUGUUGGAUCGGACCACACGGGCAUCAAUGAGCCUCGGUCGCCCAUGACCCCGUCGCCGGUUUACUACCACUGUUCCUUCCUUGGAGCACUUUUGAUAGAUACUGACCACUGCAGACCGGGACACACCCCACAAGAGCUGCAGUUUUGGAGAUGCUCUGACCCGGUCGUCUAGCCAUCACAAUCUGGCCCUCACGCUCGCUCAUUUUUCCUGCUUCUAACAUCGACUUUGAGGAUAAAAUGUUCACCUGCUGCGUAAUAUAUCCCCACUUCACCUGUUAAUGGUCAUAAUGUUAUGCCUGCUCGGUGUAAAUCCCUUUGGUUGUGGAUAACGCUCUGGUGUCCACUGCAGUGUAUUUUACCCGAGAUGAUUGACUUGUAACAUCAAAUUACUCACUUCAUUAUACACACGUCAUAUGUGAAUGAUUGAGAAAUAGAAGUGCUGUCUACACCAGCGCCUCGGUUUGAAACUCGGCGUUGCCACCGGUUGGCUGGGCGCCAUCUAGCGGGCAUAAUUGGCAGUGCCUGCCGAUUGGGAUGGCCGGACUAUGCGGGUGGGGUCUUCGAACGCUGUGUAAGGACCCUGAUUAGCAGAUAGAGCGCGGCGAUAUACCCACCCGACUGCAAUCAGGGAUCCUCAGCAGCGGAAGGAAAAUUUACUACGAUCAAUUGGGGUGAAAAUGGGAGAAAAUGCAUCAAUACAAUAGAAAAAAAAAAAGGGCGAAUCACUUUGGUGAACUGAGUCAAAUCUAAAUUCCACUGAAUCUGUGGAUGAGUUGGCAUGGUGAGCAGAAAUCGACAUGAAUGCCGUCGCACCGGUCCGAAUCCCUGAUUCCUCACUGCUGCUCCGUCCGUAUGAACCGAAGUGUUGAAGGUUUUGGAUGUUUUUGUGCUCUGGUGUGUUUUAUAGUCUGGAAAAUAAAAUUUGAAUAAAUUCAGGCGCCGUUUUUGGAUCCUAAAACUCCAUCCCAGCCAAACGACGUGGAACCUCCUGUCGGGUGGAGCGUUUCCGUUCCAGCGCAGCAGCUUUAAUCCCCUGUAAUAAACGAGCCGUCCGUGUUAAUUAGCUUCCUGAACGAGUAACUAAUGACGUUCUGUGUUCUGUUCCGUUAGUGACUGAACCGUGUGAGGUGGAACUUUAGCUCAUAACGACGACGUGAUUAUUUUAGUCACUGUGCCUUACGGAAGCUGGACGUGAACAGAAAGCGCUACGACUACGUCACGCCGCGGCGAGCGACAGUAUUGCGGCGUCUCGGUGUUUUCCAUCCGCUCGGCUGUGGAGCAGGGCUGGCUGAUACUGCCGCGGUAUCACCGUAACACAACGUCAACAAUAUCCAGUUAGAUCGAUUACAGAAGUGAAUUAAAUAUUCAGACCGUUUCAUCUCUAAGGGUGGCACGGUGGGUAGCGCUGUCGACUCACAGCGAGAAGGUCCCGGGUUCGAUCCCCAGGCGGGGCGGUCCGGGUCCUUUCUCCCACAGUCCAAAAACGUGCAGUCAGGUUAAUUGGAGACACUGAAUUGCCCUACAGGUGAAUGUGUGUGUGCCCUGCGAUGGACUGGCAGGGUAUUACUGUGUGCCUUGCGCCCACUGAAAAGCUGGGAUAGGCUCCAGAUUGAGUGUUUCAUCUCUGCCCUGCGCUGAAUGUUUAUUUCUUAUUUAUUUAUUUAUUUAUUAGGAUUUUAACGUCAUGUUUUACACACUUUGGUAGAUUCAUCAAACACAGUCAUGAACAAUUUUGUAUCUUUGUACUGUGGGAGGAAACCGGAGCUCCCGGAGGAAACCCACAGGAACUCCACACAGACAGGACCCCGCACCGCACCGCCCCACCUGGGGAUCAAACCCAGAACCUUCUUGCUGUGAGGCCACCGUGCCGCCCUCCUGCACUGAAUGUGGACACGUUCUAUAUGUGGGACUGUCGAUGCAAACGCUGGUCUGGACUAGUGGCAGUGAUAGCUCAGUGGUUAAUGUACUGGACUAGUAAACAGAAGGUUGCCGGUUCAAGCCCCGCCACCACCAAGUUGCCACUGUUGGGUCCCUGAGCAAGGCCCUUAACCCUCAAUUGCUCAUCGUGUUCAGAUCAUUGUGUAAGUCGCUUUGGAUAAAAUGAACAUGAAAAUGUAAAUGUAGAAGUUUGGGUUCCCACUCGUUUCCGGAAGCAUGUAGAAGGUGGAUUGGCUGCCCUGUAUUGCCCUUAGUUGUGAGUCCUGCUGCUUUGGGAAGGAUUGUUUGACGUGUGGCACUGCUGAAUGAAACCGCAAUUAACUCCAGGUACUUCGAUUAGCUCGCCACUACAACUGCAUUCAUGUAUUUCCGUGAUGUGGUCCAUGACCGAGAGUACUUGAUCCUGCACAUUUGUAAAGCUCCUCCCAUAAGAACUGGCUACAUAUAUAUCAUGAUAAUAUCGUGUUAUCGUAUCGGCCAGCCCUACUGACUAAGCCCUACUUCAGUUUGGUAAAAUCAUCCGUUCAGUAUUUUGUGUAUUUAAUCGAGCAGGACGUGUUCGGUGUCUGUUUAUCAGUGUUGCAUUGAAGCUAAAAGUAUGUGGACACUCCUGUGACUAUUAAGUUCGGGUGGUUCAGCCACGCCCUUCCUCGCGAGGCGUUCAAAUUCCAUUCGGAUGAGUUUAAUGUGGAGGAACUCAAACGAUCCGACGGAUUUCAUAUGAAUGGUCAUAAAGUGUGUCACGUCCACAUACUUUUGGCUGAACAGUCUGAUGGAACCCAGCAGGUGAUGUACACGUCUGUAUUUUCGGUAUGAAGCUCCUCUGCGUGUUCUUCGUUUGUUCAGGCAUGCUGGAGAUGGAAACGCUUGUAUUUUCUUUUGAUUUCUAUCACGUGUCCGAGUGUUGUGACGUGGGACAGACUGAACGUGUGUGUGUGUGGUUCUGUUGUGUAAUUACUGUCGUGAUUCCUCGUCUGGUCCGCUCAUGUGCAGGCGUGUAAAUGACGGAACUCUGUGUGACUUGUACAUAAAACAUUUUCAAAGCUUCA
Molecule: messenger RNA, 6840 nt
Organism: Trichomycterus rosablanca
Lineage: Eukaryota; Metazoa; Chordata; Actinopteri; Siluriformes; Trichomycteridae
Gene: dpp6b
Product: dipeptidyl-peptidase 6b
Exons: 26
Coding region: 334-2868 (844 amino acids)
Biological process (GO): regulation of potassium ion transmembrane transport; proteolysis
Cellular component (GO): voltage-gated potassium channel complex; plasma membrane
Molecular function (GO): serine-type peptidase activity; potassium channel regulator activity
Source: RefSeq, a predicted model, not a curated record